This is a messenger RNA of Rotaria sp. Silwood2, 714 nucleotides long. The record is from the annotation of a GenBank genome assembly. NCBI's taxonomy places the organism in Eukaryota, Metazoa, Rotifera, Eurotatoria, Philodinida, Philodinidae.
AUGUUAUCCGACAUUCUGGCCGUGUUCGUCGUUACACUUAUCUCAUUGUUUUUAUCCAUCACAUACGUACACGGUCUCCCAGCUUCACCAUCAACCCUUCGCUUUAUCCGUCGUCAUCCAUCUGCUGAUUUAUAUUCUUCACUCAGGCUCUUACGUCGUCAUCCAAUACCGAGUAUUGAUUAUGAUUUAGGUGGUGAUAUAUCUCAAAUGUUGAUUGGCGAAAGCAAUGAAUUAUCAACAAUUGACGAUCAUAAUGAUGAUUCAUCGUUGUUCGCUUCUUCUCUUCAUGCACCCGAUGAGCCAUUAGAGUUUUAUCGGCAACCAUCAUCAUCUAAAUCAUUGUCUAGAAAAUUAUUAUUAUUAUUAAAAAAUCAACAUCAACAAAAAGAAGAAGACGCGCAACAAGAACCAGAACCAGAACAACGGCAACAGAAACGAUCCCCAUCAUCAUUAAUCAACACAUCACCUUCAGUACCGACACAAUUCAAUUUCAAUUCGGCUAUUCCGGCAGGAGCGUAUUUUGAUCCAUCUCAUGCAAAGAGCGUUGUCGAUUUUAGUCAGUUGAAUGAAUCGACACGUUUGUCACCUUCACUCAAGCUUUUGGUUGAAACAAAUCCGUUUGCAAGAGCUUGGCUUACUCUGCUUUUACAAAAAGUCAUGGAAGAACAACAAGUACCGUACAUUUUCAAGUAUGGUCGACGUCGCAAGAAAUAA